AUGAGCCUCUCAAUUCUCCUGCUUGGUGGUGGUGGUCGCGAACAUGCUCUUGCCUGGAAACUAUCACAGUCUGCUCUCGUAAAACACAUCUACAUUUGCCCAGGCAACGGCGGUACUACAUCCCUCUCAAAAUCUUCCAAUUUGGACAUCUCACCCUCCGAUUUCCCUCUAUUGACUCAAUUCGCUGUCGAGACUGAUGUUAGCCUAGUCGUGCCUGGUCCUGAGCAACCUUUGGUGGAUGGCGUUGAGUCCUACUUCCGGAAAGUGGGGAUCCCUGUUUUUGGACCUACUCAGUUCGCAGCGAGGAUGGAAGGGUCCAAAGUCUUUGCAAAGAAUUUCAUGGCUCGACAUUCCAUUCCAACAGCACGGUAUCGUACCUUCAAGUCGAACCAAAUCGACGUCGCCAGAGAAUAUGUGAAAACAUGUGGACAUAAGGUAGUUCUUAAAGCGGAUGGCUUGGCCGCAGGGAAGGGCGUCCUGAUUCCAGAAACCGUUGAAGAAGCGAUAGUUGGUCUGAAUGAGAUCAUGGUCGCAAACGUUUUUGGUGCUGCUGGAAGCGAGGUGGUAGUGGAAGAACUUCUUACUGGCCCUGAAAUAUCCGUUCUCGCGUUUUCGGACGGAUACACAAUCAUCCCCCUCCCAGCUGCUCAAGAUCACAAACGCAUAGGUGAAGGUGACGUCGGGCUCAAUACUGGCGGAAUGGGUGCCUAUGCACCUGCGCCUGUCGCUACCCCCUCAAUAAUGGAAGAAAUAAUUACAAAGUCACUGAAGCCCACUGUUGAUGGAAUGAGAAGAGACGGUUUCCCUUUCGUCGGCCUUCUUUUCACCGGUUUUAUGUUAACUACAACAGGCCCCAAAGUCCUUGAAUACAAUGUUAGAUUUGGAGACCCAGAAACAGAGGCUCUCAUGCUUCUCUUGGAGGAAAAGGCUGAUUUAGCUGCCAUAAUGCUCGCCUGUACGGGACAUCGUCUAGACUCUAUUUCAGUGCCCGUUCGUCCAGGUUUUGCAGUGUCCGUCGUUCUGGCUUCAGGAGGAUACCCAGGAAGCUACCUAAAAGGAAAGCCCAUCACUAUUGAUACCCAAAACAUCCCUCCUAACGUGGUCGUCUUCCACGCUGGAACAACGCUGCAUAAUAACGCGAUCGUCAGCUCAGGCGGUCGCGUUAUCGCCGUAACCGCUUACGCGUCCAGUCUCCAGGAAGCCCUUGAAGCAGUCUACACCGGCGUAGAUAAGGUUUCCUUUGAGGGUAAGACCUUUAGGGGAGAUAUCGCACACCGGGCUCUCAAUUCAUCGCCAGAAGUUAUAUCUUCCUCUCAAGCGCUGACCUAUGCCCAGGCCGGCGUUUCUGUAGACACAGGCAAUGCAUUCGUGGAGGCGAUCAAACCCUUGGUGCGGUCUACUCGUCGGAAAGGCGCCGAGGCUGAGAUCGGUGGAUUUGGUGGAGUGUUUGACUUGAAAGCCAUCGGAUACAAGGAUCCUGUUCUUGUAAGCGGCACAGAUGGGGUCGGAACAAAGCUACGUGUUGCUAGUGACGUAGGCAUCCACGACCUGGUCGGAAUUGACCUUGUUGCGAUGUCUGUGAAUGAUCUAUUAGUUCAGGGUGCUGAACCAUUGUAUUUCAUGGAUUAUUACGGGUGCAGUAAACUAGAUACUGCCGUCGCAAGCCAAGUCGUCAAAGGAAUCGCUGAAGGUUGCCGGCAAGCCAACUGUGCUUUGAUUGGAGGCGAGACUGCAGAAAUGCCCGGGAUGUACCAACUUGGUGAUUAUGACCUUGCUGGUUUCGCAGUAGGAGCCGUCGAGCGCAAACAAAUUCUCCCUAAACCCAACGUCCAAGCUGGAGACAUCCUCCUCGGUAUCGCAUCAUCAGGUCUCCACUCCAAUGGAUUUUCUCUAGUGCGAAAAAUUGUUUAUGAAGCGUCUGGGCUCUCCUAUUCCUCAACUUGCCCCUGGGACAACAGACUAACACUUGGCGAGGCACUGCUGGAGCCGACCCGAAUAUAUAUCCGCCAGAUCCUUCCCGUUGCUCAGUCGGGGUUGAUUAAGGGUAUGUGUCACAUCACGGGAGGCGGGUUUGUGGAGAAUAUCCCAAGAGUGUUGCCAAAAGGUCUCGGAUGCUACGUGGAUGUAGAAGCAUGGGAACUACCCCCAGUAUUCAAAUUUCUUAAGAAACAUGGUCGUGUGGAGGCUCUGGAAAUGGCGAGGACAUUUAACAACGGUAUUGGGAUGGUCAUCAUUGUUAGCCAAGACAACGUCGAUGCAGUGCUCAAGGCCUUGAAGGAAGCGGGUGAGGCAGCGAUCUACGAAAUCGGACAUGUCACUCCAAAGGAGGGAGUGGAGAUGAGGAAUGUGCAUGUCUGGACGUAAGUACACAAGUCAAUGAGGUGCAUGUAUCUGUAGUGGGCAGAUUAGCCGAUGUAAUUGAACCA
Marasmius oreades (fairy-ring Marasmius) is the source of this 2426-nucleotide messenger RNA. RefSeq lists its product as uncharacterized. Lineage: Eukaryota; Fungi; Basidiomycota; Agaricomycetes; Agaricales; Marasmiaceae. Gene Ontology annotation, molecular function: ATP binding; phosphoribosylamine-glycine ligase activity; metal ion binding. Bases 1 to 2364 code for a protein of 787 amino acids. The transcript is spliced from 10 exons. Gene Ontology annotation, cellular component: cytosol. The record is from RefSeq and is a predicted model, not a curated record. Gene Ontology annotation, biological process: 'de novo' IMP biosynthetic process; adenine biosynthetic process.